Molecule: messenger RNA, 3348 nt
Organism: Drosophila albomicans
Lineage: Eukaryota; Metazoa; Arthropoda; Insecta; Diptera; Drosophilidae
Product: beta-1,3-galactosyltransferase 1
Exons: 3
Coding region: 1151-2575 (474 amino acids)
Cellular component (GO): membrane
Molecular function (GO): hexosyltransferase activity
Source: RefSeq, a predicted model, not a curated record
AUUUAAAUAUAUGCUCAAGUGUGAGAACUAAGCUGAGCUAAGCGUGUGUGUGAAAAGUAACAAAGUAAUGGUGGACUCAGUGCUGCGCCGGCUGCUCCACGAGAUAGUCUCAACCAUUUUCGACGCGGAAAAAUACAGAAAAAAUGCAGCGCGUGCGCUCACCACUAAAAAAUUCUUAAUUCAUUCCUCUCAAUGCAUUUUUCCUUAAAAAUCGCGCGCGGUUUGCUUAACUUAAUUUAAUAAGUUCAAUUGCAAUAAAAAACGGUUUAUUAAAAAACAGAAACACACACAAAACAUAAUACAAAUACAUCAAAAAGGUAAAAUUUUCAAUAAGCAUUAGCAAAAAUUGCAAAGCACGCGCAGCAUCAGCAUCAAAAGGGAGCAUCCUUGUGAACGUCCCUGUGUGUGUGUGUGUACACCUUGGUGCACGCGUAUGCGUGUGUGUGUGAGUGCUCCACCCUCGGAAAGCGGCAUUAUAAUACAAAAAAAUACCAUAAAAUAUUUAUAUAUGCUUAUAUUUAGUGCAAAUUAAAGUGCGAAUUUGAAAAUGGAACAAAGUGAAAUUUUGUGGCUAUUAUUACGAUUAAGACGUGUUUCGUAAAUUAUCGUGUUGCCCUGUACCGCUUGGUACAAGACGUGUCGCAAUGUUGGCCUUCUGAAUAUUUGCCUAAAUCAAUUAAAAAUGCAACAACACAACUGAAAAAAAGGGGUAGCAAAUGAAAGCGUGGAGGAGGGGAGGACAUGUGAUUUUGAGGAAAGAGCAACAACAACUACAACUAGAGUGACAGUGUCACACAAACAAAAGCUCGUUGAUUUUUUGUUCCUUGUUGAGUUCUCCUUUUAUCUGGCGUUCACACAAAGCACUCUUUGUGUGCGUGUGCGAAGUUGAGUGAGUGUGUGUGCGGCAAACGACGCCAACGUCGCCCAAUGCGUGCCAAUGUGCCAAUAAAAAGCGCCACACCAACAACAAACACAUCAAGAAGAAGAACAGCAGUAGCAGUAAGAACAACAGUAACAGUUACAAAAGCCGCAGCGACGCCCAGCCAGUUCGGGUAAAUGGCCAAGGUACGCAGAAAACGUUUCCGUUUGAGGUGCACACAGAAGAAAGAAGCAGUUAGAGCACUCCGUUCGAAGAAGGAGCUGCCUUCAAAUGGGAGUAGUUAAUCGUGUAAAGAACAACCACAACAACAGCAGCCCAACGAUGGACAAACGUUCGCUGUGCUGUCUCAUCAUCUGUGUGAAUCUGUGCUUUGUUAUCUGGCUGGUGAGCGUGCAGCAGCUGGAGCCAACGGAUGAGGCGGUGGCCACAGCGGGCAGCACGGCCGCUCUGCUUGGCUCGAUGCAGCUGCAGACACAGCAACCACAACAACAGCAACAACAACCGAGUGCCAAUGGCAGUAAACCAAACCAAAUACACGACACUAGUCGCACUCAGCAACUUAGUAGCAACCUUAGUAGUUAUUAUUAUAGUCGUAGCCUAGUUAGUCUAGACAACAACAUUGCGGCCACGCUCGCAUCGCUGCCCACGGCAGCAAGUCGACCAUCGCCAUCAUCAGCCUCAUCCUCAUCAUCAUCGUCAUCGUCAUUGCCAACGGGUUACUCGGAAGAUGCCAGCCAACUCAUCGACCUGCAUAACUUUGCGUAUAGCAUGACACAACCGCCAUGCGAGGCCCACAUCCAGGCGCUAAUCCUCGUCCAUACGGCGCCACGCAAUGUGGAGAAGCGUGCCCUCAUACGCCAAACGUGGGGCAGUCCACGCAUGACGUCUGCCAGCUCCCCGUUGCGUGUUGUCUUCCUGCUGGGCGCUGUCCGGCAAUCGGAGCCGGAGCUGCAGCUGGCGCUCAAGGCGGAGAAUGCGAGGCAUGCGGACAUGGUGCAGGGCAACUUUCAGGAUGCGUAUCGCAACAUGACGUACAAGCAUGUGAUGGCCCUCAAGUGGUUCAACAGUCAUUGCGCCCAUGCUCAGCUGCUGAUCAAGGUCGAUGAUGAUGUCUAUGUGAAUACGCCGCAGCUCUACAAGCUGCUUAGGGAACCGAUGCUGCCAAACACGAGCUCCAACUCCAACUCGAACUCGACAACGCCAUCGUUGCGCUCCAUGUUGCAGCAACGCAACGAGCUGCUCUUUUGUCGCUCUGUUAUGCUGUCGCGUGUGAGGCGAUCUUAUCGCUCCAAGUGGCGCGUCAGUUUCAGCGAGUAUCCUGAUGCCUAUUAUCCGCCCUACUGUCCUGGCUUUGCGAUCGUCUAUUCGGCUGAUGUGGUGCAGCGUCUCUAUCAGGCUGCCCAGCAUGCCGGCUACUUCUGGGUGGACGAUGUCCACAUCACUGGCGUGCUGGCACAGCGUACAAACACAACCAUCACGAAUUUGCAGCCGUAUGUGCUUUACAAACCCGAUUGCGAGCGUGUGUUGAGCGGCGAACUCGAGCUGGAUCAGCAGGAGUUUCUCUUCACGUGGCACAGCAUUGCGCCCGAGCAACUCAACGCCUUGUGGCAGUUGCAUUUGGCACAGAAUUACACGCUGACGCAGCGCAGUGUGCAGCUGGAAACGGAGGCGAGCUCGGAUACGGGCCUUAGCUAGCUUAAGAAGAAGGGUAUUACAAAUAGCUUGGGGGAUAUUGUUUAAUUUAGUUGAUAUGUGUGCGGUUCGUUUUUUUUUUCUAUUAAUCAUUUUUGGCUGUUUCGCUUUUAAUUUAAUUGUUGAAUUGUAGACUAGUUAUGAAACGAUUAGUUAGCAUUUUCGUCGAAAGGAAAACUAAAACAAACAAGAAGGAGAAGAACAACAACAAAGAACAUUGCAAGUCAAGUGAACCACCAACCACCUGCCUACAAUCAUUCGUAUCAUAAUUGAGAUAGCAUAAACUAAAGCAUAAUUAUAAAUCUAACGAUAACGAUUACUAUUAACGAUAGCAAUUACAACUAACGAUAGACAUACAUUCAAAAAGCCUCUCUGGGUGAUACACACAUUCGUAUAUAUAUGAGUAUAAACAUUUAAGCACAACUCUUAACUAUUAAGACAACCAAAAAAACAGCAACAACAACAAACAGUAAAAUGCAGCCCCUUAAAUAAUCGGAACAUAAACAGAAAAGCAAAACUCACUAGACACAUAAAAUCUAGCAAAAAUGUUUAGUCUGAAAACUAAUAAAUGAAUUGAGUAAUUAAUUGAGAUGUGAAUUAGUAAAACAAAGAACAAAUGCUUGCAUGCAAGAUUAAAAUAAAUAACUUUUCCAAUAAUGUAUUUUGUAUUUUUGAUCCUUAGCAAAUGUCUAUGUUUUAUUUCAAUUGCAUGUAAACUUAGGCAAAUUAACAUUGUAAACAUUGCAAACAACCACACAACAAAGAAAAAAAAGAAA